This is a messenger RNA of Harpegnathos saltator (Jerdon's jumping ant), 1124 nucleotides long. RefSeq lists its product as uncharacterized. Lineage: Eukaryota; Metazoa; Arthropoda; Insecta; Hymenoptera; Formicidae. The record is from RefSeq and is a predicted model, not a curated record. The transcript has a single exon. Bases 506 to 1081 code for a protein of 191 amino acids.
UCUGACUUAGAGUAUCCGCAACGUCUGCACGACGCGCACACUGACCUACCGUUCUGUCCGACGCGGGGCAAACCGCCAAACAAAAAGCAGAACAAGCUUCUCGCAACCUUAUGCGAUAAGUAGCGUUAUGUGAUUCAUUAUCGCAACCUGCAACAGUGCACGCGUCACAGUCUUCGUAUUGGAAAGAUACACCGCAUACUCAAAUUUGCUCAAUCUCCAUGGCUCCGCGAUUAUACCGAACUUAAUACGCAGUUUAGAACACGCGGGACAAACGAUUUCGAGAAAAAUUUGUACAAAUUGAUGAGCAACGCGGUGUUCGGUAAAACUAUGGAAAACGUUCGCAAUCACGUAGACGUAAAACUAUUGACAAAAUGGGACGGACGAUACGGUGCUGAGGCAAUGAUUGCGAGACCAAAUUUUCAUAGCAGAAGUGUCUUCGGAAAAUUUAAUCGCCGUUGAGCUACAUAAACUUGAGGUGAAAUUCAAUAAGCCGAUCUAUGUGGGUAUGUGUAUCCUUGACAUAUCCAAGAUCUGCUUAUACGAAUUUUAUCACGAGUACAUGUCUCCUCUGUAUCAGAACAAAUGUAAAGUAAUGUACACCGAUACUGACAAUUUAAUCUACCAUAUCCAAUGCGAUGAUAUUUUCGAGCACAUGAAACGUAAUAUUUCUAAGUUUGAUACGAGUGAUUAUCCCGCUGAUAACGAGUACGGUAUACCGCUUGUCAACAAAAAGGUACCAGGUCUGAUGAAAGAUGAAAAUAACGGAGCGAUUAUGACGGAAUUCGUCGGGCUCAGAGCAAAGAUGUACGCGCUAAAGGUAGACAGCAAAAAUGACACGAAGAAGGCGAAAGGUGUGAAGACCAAUGUCGUAGCGCGAACUAUAACGUUUGAUGAUUAUAUGCAGUGUCUGAGAGAUGAGGUCGAAAAGCAACGUCGUCAGUCAUGCAUACGAUCCAAAAUGCACAAAGUCUACACCGUGUCCGAACUGAAAACUGCUCUGAGUCCGUAUGAUGACAAGCGGUAUAUCGUACCGAACUCAACAGACAUUUUACCAUGGGGACAUUACAGGAUACAAUUGUAAACUAAAAAGCGAUCAUUGUGCAUACAUGUAUAUUGUAAAAUGA